AUGGCUGCUCGUGGCAAUGUUCCUGCCCACUUGCAGGCUUCAUUGCCUGCACUCCCUCCUCAUUUACAAUCAGAUACCCAUCUGACGGCCCACCUGGCAAGCCGAUUCCAUGUCUCUCUCCCAACAGCGAAAUUAUCCUCGCAAGCGUUGAUAUGCCUCAAUACAUAUACCUCAUCAACUAGGGGACCAAAUGGUGAAAAGGAAGGAAGUGCCAUGGGCGAGGCUGAGGAUCUUGCCCGUAGGGCAUGGGCAAGACUGGGAAAUAGAGCAGAAGAUCAGGCUAUUGUGUUCUUCGGAGAAUCAGGGUCGGGCAAAACGACUGUCAGGUCACACCUACUUUCCUCCUUCCUUUCUUUCUCGUCCACGCCACUAUCCUCCAGGUUGUCCCUCGCCGCCUUCGUCUUCGACACCUUGACUACAACCAAAACUACCACUACCCAAACAGCAUCAAAGGCUGGGUUGUAUUACGAACUCCAGUAUGACGCAUCGUCAUCGAUUCCCACUCUCAUUGGGGGCAAGUUGUUAGACCAUCGCUUGGAAAGGAGUCGAAUCUCACAUGUACCGACUGGCGAAAGAAGCUUUCAUGUGCUCUACUAUCUUUUGGCUGGAACAAGUGCGGCAGAAAAGUCUCAUCUCGGCCUCAAUGGUCACACAAAUAUCACCACGUCAGGCACAGGCCUGACAAGGUCUGCCUCCGUGGCACAGAAACGAUGGAGAUAUCUGGGCCACCCAACGCAAAUGAAGGUGGGCAUAAAUGACGCGGAAGGUUUCCAACAUUUCAAAACGGCUUUGCGAAAGCUGGAAUUCCCUAGAGCCGAAAUCGCCGAAAUCUGUCAAGUCCUUGCUGCCAUUCUGCACAUUGGCCAACUCGAAUUUGGCACCGGCCAGGCGACAUUGACUGCGGCUGAAGAAAGUGGUGGAUACUCUCAUGAAGGUGGCGAAACAGUCACGGUGGUCAAGAAUACUGACACUUUGGCUCUCGUCGCGGCCUUUCUGGGACUGAGUGUCCAGGAUCUGGAAGAAAGCAUGAGGCACAAGACAAAGACACUCCACCGAGAGCGUGUCACUGUUAUGUUGGAUCCAAAGGGCGCUCGCGAGAACGCUGACGAACUCGCAACGACACUAUACUCGCUCCUGGUUGCAUACAUCAUCGAAAGCAUCAACCAAAGGAUCUGUGCCGCAGAAGACUCUGUUGCCAAUACUGUUUCCAUUGUUGACUUCCCAGGUUUUGCGGACCAUUCCUCUACUGGUUCUGUUCUAGACCAGUUGUUGAAUAAUGCUGCCAAUGAGUCACUCUACAACACGUGUCUUCACGGUUUCUUCGAAAAGACGGCCGAGAUGCUGGAAAGCGAAGAAGUCAGCGUGCCUGCAACCAGCUAUUUCGAUAACUCUGACGCUGUCCGAGGUCUGCUCAAGCAUGGCAACGGUCUACUUGCCAUCCUCGAUGAUCAGACACGUCGUGGUCGAACGGACACACAGUUUCUGGAUAGUAUUCGAAAGCGAUUUGAGAACAAGAAUAAAGCGAUCACGGUCAGCCGCGCCACUACAACCUUACCUGGUAGCAACUUCGCCACGACGAAUCUUUCUGCAUCUUUCACGGUCCGUCACUAUGCUGGUGAGGUUGAUUAUCCAGUCAAUCGUUUGGUCGAAGAAAACGGUGAUGUGGUGUCUGGUGACCUGAUGAACAUGGUCAGAGCUACUAAAAGUGAUUUUGUGGCUAGCUUGUUCGGUCAAGAAGCCUUGAACACUGUCAGCCACCCGUCAGAGAAGACGGCUAUCGUGCAAGCCCAAGUCAGCUCAAAGCCGUUGCGCAUGCCCAGUCUCUCCCGGAAGAAGCAUGAUCAGCUGCGCCGGAUGGGCAGUCGCAGAGCAGAUCGCUCGCCUGCUCUACAGGAAGACGCUGAAUCCACACAUACUCCGGAAGAGGCCAGGACCAGAAAAACAAAGGCUUUUGCGACAGGAUUGACCCAAGGCGCAGCAGCACAGUUCCUCUCAUCUUUGGAUAAUAUUACGAAAUCGCUGACCGCACCCAACGUCAACAACUAUUUCGUGUUUUGCUUGAAACCAAAUGAUAGGCGGAUCGCCAAUCAAUUCGACAGUAAAUGUGUUCGUCAACAGGUUCAGAUGUUUGGGAUACCCGAAAUCAGCCAACGUCUUCGGACUGCUGAUUUCAGUGUGUUCCUCCCUUUCGGUGAAUUUCUGGGUCUGACUGACGCUGAUACUGGCGUCGUCGGAAGUGAUCGCGAGAAGGCGCAGCUUGUUCUGGACAACAAACAGUGGCCCGGGAACGAGGCAAGAAUCGGCAAUACCGGUGUGUUUCUCAGCGAACGCUGCUGGGCAAGUAUUGCCCUCACAGGGUCACAGAGCACCGCCUACUUUGGCGGCGAGGUUCCCGCCAUUUCCAGGCCUGAUACGCCAAGUGCCAACCCCUUCAACGAUUCCAAAGCUCGAUUAGUUGCCUCACACGAAGGAACCCCCGGCUCCUUCUAUGGUGACGAAACGAAAGGAGGGGGUUACUUCGGCAGUCGAGAACUUGACGCCAAAUCUGAUGCCGGCGCCUCUGCUUUCAACUCUGGAGAUAUGUUCCGCAAUCUCGAGACAAAAGAAGAACUAGCCGAAAAAGGCAACAGAAAGAAGAUGGAAGAAGUCGAUGUUGUACCCGUUUCGUCGUCACGUAAAAGGUGGCUGGCGGUAGUCUACUUCCUUACCUGGUACCUCCCAGAUUUUGCGAUCAAGUGGGGUGGAGGCAUGAAACGGAGGGAUGUGAGAAUCGCUUGGAGGGAGAAGUUCGCCAUCAACAUCCUCAUCUGGCUCAGCUGUCUCUUCGUGGCCUUUUUCAUUGUCGUCUUUCCUCAGCUCAUCUGUCCAAAGCAAGACGUGUAUUCAGCAGCGGAGCUGUCGUCACACGACGGUAAGAACGGUCACAGCGCCUAUACGGCUAUACGAGGCGUAGUCCUCGAUCUAGGUGCCUUCGCACCUUCUCACUACCCGAAUAUCAUCCCACAAACGUCGCUUGAGAAGUAUGCUGGUUUGGACGCAACGGGACUGUUCCCAGUUCAGGUCUCGGCUCUUUGCCAAGGAAAAGACGGCCGAAUUGAUCCCGCCGUUCAGUUGGAUUAUACGACAACAAAUAUCUCUGGUUCUGCCACAGUCAUCAGCACCACUGACCCCAAUCGCCGGUACCAUGACUUCCGCUCUUUCACCAAUGACUCACGCCCAGACUGGUUUUUCGAGCAGAUGAUCAUGUUGAAAGCCAACUACAAGAAGGGAAGUAUUGGAUAUACUCCACAAUAUGUGCGCACCCUUGCCAAAAAGUCACGUUCUAUUGCGAUAUUAAACGACAGGGUCUACGACUUCACCACCUACAACCAAGGUGGGCGCAGCACUAGGGCUCCUGCGGGUCAAACAGUUCCGGCCGGAGUUGACACCAACUUUAUGGAUGACCUUGUAGUUGAGCUAUUUACACAACGGGCGGGACACGACGUCACGAAAUACUGGAACGCUCUUUCCAUGGACUCUGCGCUGAGAAGUCGGAUGCAGCUCUGUCUUGACAAUUUGUUCUUUGUCGGCGUCACGGAUACCAGAAACUCGGCGCAAUGUCUCUUCGCCCGGUAUAUCCUCCUAGCUAUUUCCAUCCUGCUUUGUACCGUGAUUGGAUUCAAAUUUUUGGCUGCACUCCAGUUCGGAGGCAAGAACAUACCCGAAAACCUCGACAAGUUUGUCAUCUGCCAGGUUCCUGCGUAUACGGAAGACGAAGAGUCUCUUCGUCGAGCUAUCGACUCAGCAGCGCGGAUGCGAUACGAUGACAAACGCAAACUCCUCAUCGUGGUCUGCGACGGAAUGAUUAUCGGUCAAGGAAACGAUCGACCAACACCUCGCAUUGUGCUUGAUAUUCUGGGUGUGUCAGAAACAGUCGAUCCGGAACCACUGAGCUUCGAAUCUCUAGGUGAGGGUAUGAAGCAACACAACAUGGGCAAGGUAUACUCUGGUCUGUACGAAGUGCAAGGACACAUUGUUCCCUUCUUAGUUGUUGUCAAGGUCGGCAAACCCUCGGAAGUCUCCAAACCUGGAAAUAGAGGGAAACGUGACUCCCAGAUGGUUAUCAUGCGCUUCCUGAACCGAGUUCAUUACAACAUGCCCAUGAGCCCGCUAGAACUGGAGAUGCAUCAUCAGAUCAGGAACAUCAUCGGGGUCAACCCAACGUUCUACGAAUUUAUGCUCCAGAUUGAUGCUGACACAGUUGUGGCUCCCGACUCGGCUACUCGCAUGGUUUCGGCAUUCCUGCGCGACACAAGGCUGAUCGCUGUUUGCGGAGAGACCUCACUCUCUAACGCCAAAGCAUCUUUCAUCACGAUGAUGCAGGUGUACGAGUACUACAUUUCGCACAAUCUCACCAAGGCAUUCGAGUCGUUGUUUGGUUCUGUCACAUGUCUACCGGGUUGUUUCACCAUGUAUCGAAUCCGAGCUGCAGAGACGGGAAAGCCACUUUUUGUGAGCAAGGAAAUCAUCCAGGACUAUUCUGAAAUCCGAGUCGACACCCUCCACAUGAAAAACCUGUUGCAUCUUGGUGAGGAUCGAUACUUGACCACUCUGCUCUUGAAACAUCACUCCAAAUACAAGACCAAGUACAUCUUCCACGCCCACGCCUGGACCAUCGCACCCGACAGUUGGAAAGUGUUCAUGUCUCAGCGACGCCGAUGGAUCAAUAGUACUGUCCACAACCUCGUCGAACUGCUGCCACUGCAGCAGUUGUGCGGUUUUUGUUGUUUCAGCAUGCGGUUUGUGGUGUUCCUGGAUCUGUUAUCGACAGUCAUCGCCCCUGUGACGGUGGCUUAUAUUGUCUACCUCAUUGUGCUACUCUCUACUUCAUCCGACGUUAUUCCCUUGACAGCCUUCAUCUUAUUGGGCGCAAUCUAUGGUUUGCAAGCCAUCAUCUUCAUCCUUCGCCGCAAAUGGGAAAUGAUCGGGUGGAUGAUUGUGUACAUUCUGGCCAUGCCCGUCUUCUCUCUGGGUCUGCCUCUGUACUCGUUCUGGCACAUGGACGACUUCAGUUGGGGUAACACGCGUCUUGUGAACGGUGAAAAGGGUAAACAGAUCUUGAUCUCUGACGAGGGCAAGUUUGACCCCGACUCGAUCCCAAAGAAGAAAUGGGAAGAGUACCAGGCAGAACUCUGGGAUGCGCAAACCCAACGGGACGACGAAAGAUCCGAGAUCUCGGGCUACAGCUAUGGCACCAAGUCGUACCAUCCUGCCGCAUCCGUCUAUGGCGGUGGUCCUGGCCUGUAUGAAAGCAGCGCACAUCUCAUGGCUCCCUCUAGGUCUGUCUCACAGCUCGACAUCCACCCACCAACAUAUGAAAGAGGAUACAGCCAUUCCAGGAUGUCUCUCGCGCCUUCGGACAUGAUGGGCGGCGGCAUGAUGGCAGGUGGUCAAUCCGUGGCCGACAUGGAUAUGGCCGACUUGACCGGAUUGCCCACUGAUGACAUGAUUCUGAAUGAAAUCAGGGAUAUACUCAAGACGGCUGACCUCAUGACCGUGACGAAGAAGGGCAUCAAGCAAGAAUUGGAGCGGAGAUUUAAUGUAAAUUUGGACAUUAAGCGAGCGUAUAUUGGAAGUGCAACGGAAGCCAUUCUCUCGGGUCAACUGUGA
Fonsecaea pedrosoi CBS 271.37 is the source of this 5649-nucleotide messenger RNA. RefSeq lists its product as uncharacterized. The record is from RefSeq and is a predicted model, not a curated record. Gene Ontology annotation, cellular component: cell periphery; cell septum; myosin complex. The transcript has 3 exons. NCBI's taxonomy places the organism in Eukaryota, Fungi, Ascomycota, Eurotiomycetes, Chaetothyriales, Herpotrichiellaceae. Gene Ontology annotation, molecular function: cytoskeletal motor activity; chitin synthase activity; ATP binding. Bases 1 to 5649 code for a protein of 1882 amino acids.